Molecule: messenger RNA, 1662 nt
Organism: Dreissena polymorpha
Lineage: Eukaryota; Metazoa; Mollusca; Bivalvia; Myida; Dreissenidae
Exons: 3
Coding region: 349-1131 (260 amino acids)
Molecular function (GO): zinc ion binding
Source: RefSeq, a predicted model, not a curated record
AAAAUUACGAUAAGUGUAAUUAAAAAGGUACAAUAAACAGUAAUGACUCGCCUGCAAUACUAGGAGAACAGAAUCGAGACCGUUUGGCCUUUCGACCGUUCUUAGGUGUGGCUCCUCCGCACAGCAAACGCUUGAGUGGCGUUGACUUAAAGUUGUAGUUUCAAUUGAGCGUCUAGACGAGUCAGAACCGGGAUGAAAUGUUUACCGUAUAUAAUUUGCUACUGAAAGUUUUACGCACGUUUGAAAAUUUCGAAUUCGUGUUUUAUUUUUUCAAUGCUUAACUUUACGCAAAGAUUUUAAAUCUAAAUCGUUAUUUAAGAAAUUCAAUUCGUUUUUACGCAUAUACGCAUGUUAUCUGGAGCACUGGUUUUGGUGACUGCAAAGGUUCGACACUCCCAGCAGAUGAAUGCAACACCACUUCAUCCCUGGGUCAUAGCCAAUAAAGAUGGUAUGGUAGAGGCAGCACAUUGCGACUGCAAGGCUGGUCUCAGGGAGACAUGUAGCCAUGUCGGAGCCUUGCUUUUCCACAUAGAGGCUAUACAUCGCCUCAUGUCCCGCAAAACUGUGACACAGGAAAAGGCUUACUGGUCCAUGCCUAAAGCAGUCGACAAGGUGCCCUAUGCUGAAAUUCGGGAUAUCGAUUUUACGUCUGUGUCAACCAAAAAAAGGCGUCUUGACAGUGUUAUUAAUGGUGAGGACGUUCAACAAGAGCGACAACCUUUGAAAUUGCCAUAUGUACCUGAACCGACCGCACUAGAAAGGUGGGAGUUGUUGCGAGAUUUGCAUGCCGCAAACACACAUUCGUCGGUUCUAACUGUCUCGUCUGGAUUCCAGGAUGAAUUAAUACCGCACAUUCUUCAAGAUGGAAAUCUACCUCAGCCCCUUGUGGAUCUACGGGAUGACAGGUAUUUAGAUAUGUCCCCGGAAGCUCUGAGAGCGCACUGUAUUGAGCUCAGUAGAACUUUAACCGUGACUGAAGAGCAGGCAAUAAAUGCCGAAAGGCUCACUCGAUACCAGAGCAAAUGUAAAAAGUGGUUUCGCUUUCGGUUAGGAAGAAUAACUGCUUCCAUCAUGAAAUCUGUGUGUACAACAAGCAGCGAGAAUCCUGCCUUAUCAACUGUCUUGGCUUAAUGCAGUACCAAGCGCUUCAGAUCGAAAGCCACUGACUAUGGGAUUAAACAGGAAAACAUUGCUCUGAAGGAAUAUGAAAAAACGAAUGAGGACAGAACACGAGAACUUUACCAUAACAAGAUGUGGACUGUGUAUCAACUCAGAGUACCCUUACAUUGGUGCAAGCCCUGGAUGGUUUUGUGAAAUGUGAUUGUUGUGGUGAAGGUCUGGUUGAAAUAAAGUGCCCUUUUACUGCAAAGGACCAUGGCCUUGCUAAUAUUCUAUAUCUAUGUGAUGGCAAGCUUAAGGACAGUCACAAGUACGCGUACCAAGUGCAGACACAGCUCCUUGAUUAUUGUGAUUUUGUUGCAUGGUCUCCAUCGGAUAUAUUUGUUCAAAGGAUUGAACCCGAUAUUAAACUGGGUGAUGAAAUUGUAGAAAAAUCACAGGCCUUUUUCACUCAUGCUGUUUUACCUGAACUGACAGGAAGUCUGAUUUCCAGAGAAAGGCUGCAUAAGCAAACUCCGCGGACAGGACCAUUGUUCAGUGAUG